Eimeria mitis is the source of this 819-nucleotide messenger RNA. RefSeq lists its product as uncharacterized. Bases 1 to 819 code for a protein of 272 amino acids. The record is from RefSeq and is a predicted model, not a curated record. The transcript is spliced from 3 exons. Lineage: Eukaryota; Apicomplexa; Conoidasida; Eucoccidiorida; Eimeriidae.
AUGCAACGACAUCCUCUCCUUUGCUGCAGCAGGUCUUUGUACACACCCCAUCGGAGACAGCAGCAGCAGCAGCAGCAGCAGCGUGGCAUCAGGGGAGGCUACGAAAACACCAGCAGCAGCAGCAGCAGCAGCAGCAGCAGCAGCAGCAGAAGCAGCAGCAGCAGCAGCAGCAGCGCGAGAGGAGGACGCGACGACCUCAUCUCCUUUGCUGCAGCAGGUCUUUGUACACACCCCAUCGGAGACAGCAGCAGCAGCAGCAGCAGCAGCAGCGGGAGAUGCAGCAGCAGCAGCAGCAGCAGGAGAUGCAGCAGCAGCAAAGGUGUUAUCACUCCCAUCAGGAUCAUCAUCAUCAGCAGCAGCAGCAGCAGCAGCAACAGCAGCAACAGCAGCAGAACGAAGACAGGAGCUGCUAGCAGCAGCAGCAGCAGUGAAGGCAGCAAGCGAGGAGAUGCAGCAGCAGCAAAGGUGUUAUCACUCCCAUCAGCAUCAUCAUCAUCAGCAGCAGCAGCAGCAGCAGCAGCAGCAGCAACAGCAGCAGAACGAAGACAGGAGCUGCUAGCAGCAGCAGCAGCAGUGAAGGCAGCAAGCAGCCCAUUGCUGCAGUUUAUGGUGCUGCUGCAGCGGCAGCUAAUCGCGGAAGUAAAGACAACAGCAGCAGCAACAGAUCUGCUGCAGGCGCUGCUGCUUGCUGCUGUUGUGGGCUCUCUUUAUUAUCAGCAAAUGAAAAACUACACAACAGACACACUGCAUGAAAGACUAGGUCAGCAGCAGCAGCAGCAGCAGCAGCAGCAGCUGCAGCAGCAGCAGCAGCAGCAGUAG